AAGAGGAAGGAGAGGCUCUAAUUCUAUUGUAUGAGUAGCCACCAAUGCCUGUCCCCAGCAGUAUGGGCAGAGAUGAGUGCCUCUGUUUCGUCCUCUGCUCUAGUUGCCAUCACGGCCAAAGCCACCACCGCCACCUCCCGUAUCCGCCGGAAGAAGUUUAGUUUCACCUUCAAGCCUUCCAUUGCUCCAUCCCAUUGCAGACGCAGUUUUUCACUCCGAGUUAAAAAUGAUUCUAGGACUGAAGUGUCCACCACAGAAGAAGCCAUUGAAAAAUCAGAUGAUGCUGAUAAGAUAGUAGAUGGGAUGAACUUUGGUGAGCUGUGCAAUGAGUUUGAGUGUAUCAGCAGCCCUUUGGUUGAAUCAACAGCUAGACAGCUCGCUCGUGAUAUCUUAGAGCUUAGGGAAGGCAACCGUGCCAUUGGAACCUAUGCUGUUUCGGUUAAAUACAAGGAUCCAGUUAGAAGUUUUACUGGUCGUGAAAAGUACAAAAGACCUCUAUGGAUAACUAGGGCACUGGAAAAACCUUCUGUGAGUGUGCAAGAAAUGGUCAUGUUAACAACCAGUGUGCUAAGUAUCAAGUGGACAAUAAAAGGAAAGCCAAAAUCUGUCAUUGCUGGUAUUGGAGGAGAGUUAGUGAUAAGAAUCAACUCAAAAUUUACCUUAAACCAGAUCAGUGGCCAAGUGACUGAGCAUGAAGAGUCCUGGGACUUAUCAUCUUCAUCUUCUGUCAGUCAGGCCUACUUCUGGGCAUCUCGUCGAAUUUUCGCCACAACUGAGGCUGCCAAAGAUUUGGCUGAUCUUGUCAAAAACUUGUCCAGAGGUUUCCCAAAAGAAAAACAAAACAUGGAGAUUUAUCCAGACCCUUCUGGUGAUCCAACAAAGUUCUUUCAGAGGGAUGACAGUUUUCAAAGAGAUGCAUACCAAAUUGCACUACUUCUGGCUGUCCUAUAUUUAGUUGUACAGUUUUUGAGGACAACUUUGUAAGAAGUAAAGCCAGGCUAGCUUAUCACCACUUGUAAUAUGUAUUCAUAAAUGUAAUUACUCAUGUUAUACACUCAUAUCAAUCAUAUAUUUAUAUUGGUUUAGACAUGUUUAGAAGAUAAGAAAGAAAAAAUAUAUAUCAAACCAAUUUGUAUUCCA
Humulus lupulus (European hop) is the source of this 1140-nucleotide messenger RNA. RefSeq lists its product as uncharacterized. The record is from RefSeq and is a predicted model, not a curated record. The coding region runs from base 31 to 984 and encodes 317 amino acids. NCBI's taxonomy places the organism in Eukaryota, Viridiplantae, Streptophyta, Magnoliopsida, Rosales, Cannabaceae. The transcript has 5 exons. Gene Ontology annotation, cellular component: chloroplast.